Messenger RNA from Hydatigera taeniaeformis, 1047 nucleotides. NCBI's taxonomy places the organism in Eukaryota, Metazoa, Platyhelminthes, Cestoda, Cyclophyllidea, Taeniidae. The record is from the annotation of a GenBank genome assembly.
AUGAUUGGCUACUUCGGCGUGCGAAUUGAGCUACAGCAGAGGCUGGCUAUGGAUACGGAGCAGGUCUCGUGUGUCAAGGUUUCUGGCCUAGUUCUAUUAAAGAUUAUCAAACAUUGUGAGGAAGAAACGCUUCUCGCUACAGAACAUGUAAAUGGUGUUCUCCUUGGGUUGGCUGUAGAUAAUGCUCUGGAAAUAACUAACUGCUUUCCACUGCCAAAAAUCUCCGAGGAUGACCAAGCAGUAAGUGAAGCGCUGAGCGUCUAUGAAUACGAUAUGAUGAAAAAUAUGCGUGAGCUCAACUCCGACUAUCUCAGCGUCGGUUAUUACCUUGGUGGUUACGGAUGUUCGUUUCUCACACGCUCCCUUCUUGAGACUCUCUUCCAGUAUCAAACACUUGUUUCAGAAGCUGUUUUACUUACCUAUGAUCCUUCUUGUGCCACUCGUGGUCAGCAGGGUCUUAAGUCCUACCGGCUAUCGAAGGUAAUUUUCGAUGCCAUGUUAGAAACGGAGAAGCGUAUACGGCUAAUGGGGAACGCUAAGAAUCCCGAAAUCUCAUGGGAGUGUGAUGCGUCUCUCCAUGCUGGGAAGACUAACUUUACCCGGCUACUGGAAGAACUUCCAACUAGCGUGGUAAAUUCUAAACUCGCCCGCAUUCUUCUGAAGGACAUCGUGGACCAAUCAGAUGAGCAGGUUGCUGAUGCAACUCAGGUCAAGGCCCGAAACAGCUUCUCGGGUCUCCACCUAAGUAUGGCCAGUGACUUGGAGCAGCAAUUGCGAUCUCUUAUUCAGCGCUUAGACAACAUUUAUGAGCUACAGUAUACCUAUCAGCGAACCCUCAGUAAGCCAGGUGCUUCUACUGCAACAAAGGAUCAGCGAAUCAAGGAGCUUGCGCCCAUACGUUUGGAGACGGCCCUGGCUUCCUGCCAGGCGGACCUCUAUUCCUCAGGUAUAGCCCAGUUGGCUGGCCAGACGGUGGGAAAACUUAUGCUUGCUGAAGCCAUUCAUCAAUACAGGAAUGUAGCUCCUGAUGUCCCUGACUCUGAAUAA